Messenger RNA from Corylus avellana, 2223 nucleotides. RefSeq names its product SET domain-containing protein. The record is from RefSeq and is a predicted model, not a curated record. NCBI's taxonomy places the organism in Eukaryota, Viridiplantae, Streptophyta, Magnoliopsida, Fagales, Betulaceae. Gene Ontology annotation, molecular function: protein binding.
AGCAGAGAAAUGGAGGGGGAGAUGGAAAUGAGCAUGAGUGCGAGCGAAGAUCUGGAAAUGGGGGAAGACAUAACCCCACCACUCCCUCCCCUCGCGUACUCCCUCCACGAUGCCUUCCUCCUCUCUCACUGCUCCUCCUGCUUCUCCCCUCUCUCCAAUCCCCCUCUUCUCCCUACCAAUUCCCCCCUCUACUGCUCCCCUCGCUGCUCCUCCUCCUCUCGUCACGUCUCCACCGCCGAACUCCACCUCCUCCAAUCCCGCUCCUCCACCACCGCAGACACCUCCGACCUCCGCGCCGCCCUCCGCCUCCUACAAUCCCUACCCGCCGCGUCUCGCUCCCCCCGCGCCGGACGUAUCGCCGGAUUGCUCACUAACCGCGAUAAACUCCUUGCGACGACCGGAGACGACGAGUUCGUCGGAAGAAUCCGCGAGGGCGCUGCUGCCAUGGCUGCGGCGAGGAAGAUGCGGGACGGCGACGAGGCCGAGGCCUGGGAGCCUGACGACGUCGCUCUGAAGGCGGCGCUGUGCUUGGUACUAACGAACGCCGUGGAGGUGCAGGAUAACACCGGGCGCAUCCUCGGCAUUGCCGUGUACGGCCCGAGCUUCUGCUGGAUCAACCACAGCUGCUCCCCCAACGCUUGUUACCGCAUUUCGCUGCCUUCUCCGCCGGCGUGUUGCGCCCAGGCGAGACUUCGGAUUGUCCCUUGCGCUCGCCACUGCCGAGAGGCUCAAAUAGAGAGUGGUGUUUGUAGCACUAGUGAGUUAACGAAAGAUGAGGUGUGCGAGAAUAGUGGUCCAAGAAUUGUUGUUAGGAGCAUUAAGAGGAUUAAGAAAGGGGAGGAAGUGACUGUUGCCUACUCCGACUUGUUGCAGCCUAAGGCAGUGAGGCAAUCAGAAUUAUGGUCAAAGUAUCAGUUCAUCUGCUGUUGUAGGCGAUGUAAUGCUUCAUCCCUGACUUAUGUGGAUCAUACUCUGCAAGAAAUUUCUGCGGCAACUCUUCACUCUUCCAGUUUGCAUUCUGAUCACAAGUUCUAUAGUGCCAACGCAAUUAGAAGGUUGACUGAUUAUGUGGAUGAUGCUAUAACUGAAUAUCUGUCAGUUGGUGAUCCUGAAUCGUGUUGCAAGAAGCUUGAGGACAUCCUCAGUCAAGGUCUCCUUUAUAAGCAGCUUGAAGGCAGGGAAGUAAAAUCACAGCCAACAUUCAAGUUGCAUCCCCUGCACUACCUCUCUCUAAAUGCCUAUACAACCCUGGCUUCAGCAUAUAGAGUCCGUGCAAGUGACUUUGUGGCGCUGUCUUCUGAAAUGGAUGGGCAUCUGUUGGAAGCUCUGGACAUGAGAAGGACCAGUGCAGCGUACUCAUUACUGCUUGCAGGUGCAACUCACCAUCUUUUUCACUCUGAAUCUUCUCUGAUUGCAUCUGCUGCAAAUUUCUGGAUAAGUGCUGGGGAAUCCUUAUUAACUCUUGCUAGAAGCUCAGUAUGGAGUGAGUUUGUAAAAAGGGGUCUGCCUGUAGCAAACCUUUCUUCUCUCUCAAAAUACAUAUGCUCGAAGUGCUCAUUGAGGGAAAACUUUAAAGCUAUUCUAUAUCACAGGCAACCUCAAAAUACAGAUUUUGAGGGCAUAUCUAGUGAGUUCCUUGAUUGUGUCACUAAUAUUACACAAAAGGUCUGGAGUUUCCUGAUUCACGGUUGCCAGUAUUUGAGAGUAUUUAAAGAUCCCAUCGACUUCAGCUGGCUUGGAACUAUGAAAUAUUCCGGUAUAGGGAAUGUUCAGCCUCAUCUUAGCAGCCCUGCUGUUGAUUCUUAUCAUGGGACUGAGAGAAGUGUUUCUAUAUGUGAAGCUCAUAUGUAUAUCUUUCAGCUUGGUGUCCAUUGCUUACAAUAUGGAGGGUAUUUAGCAAGCAUAUGUUAUGGUCGACAUUCCCAUUUGACUGAUCACACCCGAAGUAUUCUAGAAUAUGAAGAGUGUUUGAUAAACUGUUCUCAUGCAACACAUUGAGUUCUGAAACUUACCAGAAAUUUAUGCACUGUCUGAGCAGUUACUGAUUAACUUGAGGUGGUUGCUCAGAGACUUCAUGAACCAUUUAUCCAAGAGUUGAAGAGUACAUUGUCAUGGAAUGGAAGGUUUUGUGAGACCAAUUAUGAACGGAAGUUUGCAUGCGAAUAGUAAUGAGAUAUCACACCAUAUUUGAGUAUAUCUAUUUACAAAUUCAUGUUAAUUUUA